ACGAUGUUUGUAGCAGAUGCUGGGGCGAGAAUCUAGAGUCAUGCGCAGUAUUCAGUAUUGCAGCAGUUAUAAAGGGGUUGGUUGUCUGUAACUAUCCCACAAUCUUUGCCUCUGUUCAACGUCUGAUUCCUGUAUCAACUAUAAUCGUGAAUCAUGGCUCUAUUGACCGUCGGGCUACUAUCUGACCACAUACCGCACAUAGGGCUUGCAGCCCUCCUUCUCGCUCUCCUUACCCCGGCAUUCAUAUACCUCCGCGACAGAAAGGACCUCCGAAGGUAUCCGGCAGCCGGCCCCCUCGGCAUCGCCGCCUUCACGCCUCUAUGGGUAAUGUACUACAGCUGGUACGGGGUGCGGUGGACGGCCAUCGAAAAGGCACACGCACGCCUCGGCCCCGUGGUGCGGAUCUCCCCCAACCACCUCUCCUUCACAGACCCAGACGCCUACAAAGACAUCUACGGCCACCGGUCUAGUAUCAUCAAGGAUGAAUUCUAUAGCCACAUGGCCGGCGACACGCCCAACAUGGCUGACUCGACAGACCGCGCGGACCACGCACGGAAGAGAAAGUACUUUGCGUCCAUCUUCUCGGCGAAGAACGUGGGGAUGCUUGAGCCGCGGGUUGCCGAGUGCGUGCGGAAACUGCUGCGCUGUUUGGAGCUGAAGACGCGCGGGCAGAAGGUAGCUGAGACUGAUCGAUUCCCUGUGCGUGCGGAUGGGAGCUUCGAUGUGCGCCCCUGGUUCAACAUGUUUACGUACGAUGCCAUCAGCUCGAUGAUGUGGUCAGAUAGCUUUGGGUUUCUGGAUCAGGGCGACGACGUUUGCAUUGCCGAGUCGGCGACAGGGGAGAAGAAGAAAGUGCGUGCGAUGGAGUCCUUCCAGACUGGUGUUUGGUUUACAGUGUUUGGCGCCCACCUGCCGCUCUUUGCGUACAAAGCGUUGCGGUUUGUGACGAAGAACUCGAACCUCGCCCUGAUGGGGGAUUUUCCGCAGAUGGCCCGGCACAGAGUGAACCGACGCCUCAAGGCAUCGCCUGCAGAGCCGGAUAUCUUCUCUCAGUUCCCCACAGAGAACGAUGUGAAGGGUCGGCCUCCGCUGCCGAUGUGGGAGAUUGUUGCUGAAAGCAAUGUGAUGCUGAACGCCGGGAACGACACCACCCAGACAACCCUAACUAACAACAUCCUCCUCCUGGGAACCCAUCCGCAUAUCCAAACCAAGCUGCGAGAUACCUUAGUGUCCAGUAUCCCCAAAUCGUCCAGACCUGUAGCCCCCUACUCAACCCUCGCCCAGAUCCCCUAUCUCCGCGCUGUCCUCGACGAAACCUUCCGCCUCAUGGUCCCCCAGCGCUUUGGCCUCCCUCGCCGCACCGUGGAGCAAUCGGUAGUAUCCGGCCAUCACAUCGCCGCAGACGUUACCGUCUCCUCGCCUCUAAGCGAGCUGCACCUGAACCCGGACCUAUUCUCACGCCCACGGGAGUAUAUCCCCGAGCGGUGGAUUGCGGGGAACGAGGACUUUUCUGAUGAGGAGCGGCGCAACCUCAAGGACUAUGUGAUGCCAUUCACAACAGGGACAAGGGCCUGUAUUGGCCGCAACUUGGCGUAUAUGGAAGUGAGUGUUGCGAUAGCGGCUUUGGUGAUGGCGUUUGAGUGGAGGCUGCCAGAUGGGGGGGUUAAGGAGAACUUUGGCCAGUUUGAACGGAUUACCUCGAAUCCGACCAAGUUGAAUGUGAUUGCUAAGCCGGUUAUGUAG
Molecule: messenger RNA, 1743 nt
Organism: Aspergillus versicolor CBS 583.65
Lineage: Eukaryota; Fungi; Ascomycota; Eurotiomycetes; Eurotiales; Aspergillaceae
Exons: 4
Coding region: 154-1743 (529 amino acids)
Molecular function (GO): heme binding; monooxygenase activity; iron ion binding
Source: RefSeq, a predicted model, not a curated record